Helicoverpa zea (corn earworm) is the source of this 2209-nucleotide messenger RNA. It is a transcript of the gene Hsc70-4, whose product is annotated as heat shock 70 kDa protein cognate 4. Gene Ontology annotation, molecular function: ATP-dependent protein folding chaperone; misfolded protein binding; ATP hydrolysis activity. The record is from RefSeq and is a predicted model, not a curated record. Gene Ontology annotation, biological process: protein refolding; vesicle-mediated transport; cellular response to unfolded protein. Bases 158 to 2122 code for a protein of 654 amino acids. Lineage: Eukaryota; Metazoa; Arthropoda; Insecta; Lepidoptera; Noctuidae. The transcript has 3 exons. Gene Ontology annotation, cellular component: nucleus; plasma membrane; cytosol.
UGACGUCGAGUGACGCAUCCCCGCGCAUAUAAACUCGUUGGUGAAAUUUCGACGCCAUAUUAUUUCGUGAAAAGAAGCCGUCAAUCGCGCACCUUUGCUGAGUUUACUCUACGAGUUAAGUCAACGACUGAGAUAGUUAUACAUUAAAAAUCAAAAAAUGGCAGCAACUAAAGCACCUGCUGUAGGUAUCGACUUGGGUACCACUUACUCAUGCGUGGGAGUUUUCCAGCAUGGUAAGGUGGAGAUCAUCGCCAACGACCAGGGCAACAGGACCACGCCCUCAUAUGUCGCGUUCACAGACACCGAGCGUCUCAUCGGUGAUGCCGCCAAGAACCAGGUGGCGAUGAACCCUAACAACACAAUUUUCGAUGCUAAACGUCUCAUCGGCCGCAAAUUCGAAGAUGCCACCGUACAAGCCGACAUGAAGCACUGGCCUUUCGAGGUUGUCAGUGACGGUGGUAAGCCAAAGAUCAAGGUCUCAUACAAGGGAGAAGACAAAACCUUCUUCCCUGAGGAAGUUAGCUCAAUGGUGCUCACAAAAAUGAAGGAAACAGCCGAGGCCUAUCUCGGCAAAACGGUGCAGAAUGCAGUAAUCACGGUUCCAGCGUACUUCAACGACUCACAAAGACAAGCCACGAAAGAUGCGGGUACCAUCUCUGGCUUGAACGUUCUCCGUAUCAUCAAUGAACCGACUGCUGCUGCGAUUGCGUACGGCCUUGACAAGAAGGGGAGUGGAGAACGUAACGUCUUGAUUUUCGAUCUCGGCGGCGGUACCUUCGACGUGUCCAUCCUGACCAUCGAGGACGGUAUCUUUGAAGUAAAGUCCACCGCUGGUGACACUCACUUGGGAGGAGAGGACUUCGACAACAGAAUGGUGAACCACUUCGUGCAGGAGUUCAAGAGGAAGUACAAGAAGGACCUCGCCACCAACAAGAGGGCCCUUCGGCGAUUGCGCACUGCUUGUGAAAGGGCGAAGAGGACUCUGUCUUCUUCUACCCAGGCUAGCAUUGAAAUCGACUCUCUAUUUGAGGGUAUCGAUUUCUACACAUCCAUCACCAGGGCUCGUUUCGAGGAGCUGAACGCUGACCUGUUCAGAUCCACCAUGGAGCCUGUGGAGAAGUCCCUUCGUGACGCGAAGAUGGAUAAGUCGCAAAUCCACGACAUCGUACUUGUAGGUGGUUCUACUCGUAUUCCCAAGGUGCAGAAGCUCCUUCAAGACUUCUUCAAUGGAAAGGAGCUUAACAAAUCCAUCAACCCCGACGAGGCCGUAGCUUAUGGUGCCGCCGUCCAGGCCGCCAUCUUGCAUGGUGACAAGUCUGAGGAAGUGCAGGACCUGCUCCUGCUCGACGUGACUCCGCUGUCGCUCGGUAUCGAAACCGCCGGCGGUGUCAUGACCACCCUCAUUAAGCGUAACACCACCAUCCCCACCAAGCAGACUCAGACCUUCACCACCUACUCUGACAACCAGCCCGGAGUACUCAUCCAGGUAUUCGAGGGCGAGCGUGCCAUGACCAAGGACAAUAACCUGCUCGGAAAGUUCGAGCUCACUGGCAUCCCUCCCGCGCCACGUGGCGUGCCCCAGAUCGAGGUCACCUUCGACAUCGACGCCAACGGUAUCCUCAACGUAUCUGCUGUUGAGAAGUCCACCAACAAGGAGAAUAAGAUCACCAUCACCAACGACAAGGGCCGCCUUUCAAAGGAGGAGAUCGAGCGCAUGGUCAACGAGGCCGAGAAAUACAGGACUGAGGACGAGAAGCAGAAGGAGACUAUCCAGGCCAAGAACGCCCUGGAAUCAUACUGCUUCAACAUGAAGUCCACCAUGGAGGAUGAGAAGCUCAAGGACAAGAUCUCAGACUCUGACAAGCAAACCAUCCUCGACAAGUGCAACGACACCAUCAAAUGGUUGGACUCCAAUCAGCUGGCUGACAAGGAGGAGUACGAGCACAAACAGAAGGAGCUGGAAGGCAUCUGCAACCCCAUCAUCACCAAGAUGUACCAGGGUGCCGGUGGCAUGCCCGGCGGCAUGCCCGGCGGUAUGCCCGGCUUCCCCGGCGGCGCGCCCGGCGCUGGCGGCGCGGCCCCCGGUGGCGGUGCCGGACCUACCAUCGAGGAGGUCGACUAAACAUUCCAACAGAUUACACACCACGCUUUUACUGAUAUUGCAGUAUUCAACUACAGUACAGUGUCUCCAAUAAAUGAUUGAAACUCA